GCUGACGAACUCGCUUUAUCUGGAGUGGAUAUAAUCACUGGUUCGAUGCAGGAUAAGAAUUCAAAAGUCAUUUAAUGUAGGCUACAGUAACAUUGACACCUAGCAAGAUUAUAGCUAAUGCUAGUUUGCUCUUGUAAGCUUCCUCGGCUAAACUCUGCUAGCCUGCUAGCUGUUUGAACAGAAAGCGUGUGAUAACUUGUCAGAAACUUCUGGAAACGUGUGGCUGGCUUUGCGGCCAAUCACAAAUAUUAACUGUUGCUAAGGAGCGGCAACAGUGUACUCUACCGAUGACCGACAAGGAGGAGACCAUGGACGUCUCUGACAGCUCUGACAGUCCGCCAUCAGCUAAGAAGAAUGGACGGACCUCGUUGCUGGACAGUGGAGAAGAUUUUGAGGUUUUGGAUGAGGCAGAUAUUGACGACGACCCCCCUCCUUUGGAAGAUGCAGGGGGUGGGAAAGGGAAGCAACCGGAGUCUAAAGAGGAAGAUGCAGAUGCAGACGCAGAUCAUUCAGCUCCUGUGGAGGAAUGGCUGGAUGUAUUAGGUAAUGAUCAGCUGAAGAAAAAGGUCCUGGUGCCUGGAGAAGGGAGAGACAGUCGACCACUGAAAGGACAAAAUGUUAGAAUUAAUCUUAAAACAUGCUUGAAAGAUGGGACGCUUGUGGAGGAGCAGCCUGAUCUCACUUUCACUCUUGGAGACGGAGAUGUCAUUCAGGCUCUGGAUCUCACUGUGCAGCUCAUGGAGAUGGGGGAGAAGGCACUGAUCCAGACUGAUGCAAAAUACGCGUUUGGUGCACGGGGAUGUUCUGAACCUGAGAUUCCCCCAAACACUGAGUUGUCCCUCGAAGUGGACCUGAAAGAAGCAACUGAUGCCCCUGACCUGGAAAUGCUGCCCCCUGCAGAAAAGAUUGCCCUAGCCAGCCAUAAACGAGAGAGGGGAAAUGUUCAUUUUCAGCGUGGAGAUUAUGCCUUUGCCGUCAACUCAUAUAGUAUUGCCCUGCAGAUAGCAGAGUCAAGCUCUAAAGUGGACAUCAGCCCUGAGGAGGAGAGUGAGCUUAUAGAUGUAAAAGUGAAAUGUUUGAACAACAUGGCAGCCUCUCAGCUGAAACUGGACCACUAUGAUGUAGCACUUAAAUCUUGUGUCUCAGCCCUAGCACACCAGCCAGACAACAUAAAAGCACUUUUCCGCAUGGGCAAGGUACUAGCAUUGCAGGGAGAAUACACAGAAGCCAUUCAAUCUCUGAGGAAGGCUCUGAAGUUGGAACCCAGUAACAAGACAAUCCACGCAGAGCUCUCCAAGCUGGUGAAGAAGAACUCGGAGCAGAGAGGAGCAGAGCAGGCCAUGUAUAAGAAGAUGCUCGGUAACCCAACCAAUGGCAGCAGCACACAGAAACACAGGGCCAAGGCUUCAUGGGGUCUCAGCUGGAAAUGGCUGUUUGGUGCCACUGCUGUAGCCAUUGGUGGAGUAGCCUUAUCUGUCGUUAUAGCUGCUAGAAAUUAACCCAAGUCAUUCCUGAAGGCCUGACCAAGCCGCAACAAUGUGAGUGCAGAAACACCAGAAGAAAAUCUUCUGACUUUGGGCCGAAGGGGGUUAAAAUGCCAGUCAAUUGCUUCUUCACUGUCACUCUCUUUUCUCUGCUAUGUUUGAGAACUAUGUGACAAAUAAUAAAACAUCAAUUCUUGCACAUGGACACUGUAUUUCCAACCUUAUGACUAUCAAGGUUAUGCAUAUCUGUCAGGAUGCCAGACACUGUUUUCUUUUGCUACUGUUGAUUUGCCUUUGGUAGAUACAGGUCAAUAUUUGCAUUAAAGGAUUAAAACAUUACUAUAGAUUAUAAUAGUCAGUAUUUCAAUAUUUUCUCAUUCACAAUAGCUUUGGUUUUCUGCUCCUAUAUUAUGCUAUGGUUUAAAAGCAUCAGGCAAUGCAGUGAAUUUAUUAUUUCCCAUAAGAAAAAAAUGUGAUUACACCUUUUUUUAAUUGUAAUACAAUGAUUCAUGUUUACUAGCAAGCUCUCACAUCCCUCAACUGCCUUUACACUUUUGUUUUAAAACUCAGUUAUGGUUGGAAUUUGGUAUGAUGAUAAAAUUAAGGAUUUAAAAAAUAUCCAAUAAAGAAUACACAUAAGAAUAAAAUUAAAGACAGCACCCAUAACAGUGCAAUUAAGCAAAUGCACCACACUGCAACCUCAAGAAGAAAUGCCAAUCUGAGCGUGUCAACAAGUUUCAUACGUAAAGUACAUGACUGUGUGUACUGGACUGCAGUUCAGUUCUUGGCAUUGUGAUAUUCCAACUUAUUUAUAAAUCCUUAUACAAAAGCACCCACUAAGGGAGAUUUCGUGUUUAAAGAGUUGCUGUUGCUUCUUUACAAUUACAGAUCGUGGUUCAUAGAUUUUGUUCAGUGAUGUUGCAAUGAAAAUUGCAAAAGUGAAGUUCAUUUUUAUCCAGUUAUGGUCAAUAAUACCUCAGUUCUUUGUCAUUAAAACCAAAUAUUGAAGGCAGUCCCUUCAGGUCCAACUUUUGCUUUGUAUUUCUUUUCUUCUCCGUGUGUAGUUUUUCUUUAAUUUUGUUCUCAUAGGUGUUAAUUUAUUUCACUGUUUUUGAUUAUUGCUUCCUUGUUGCAAUUAAUGUGAAACCAACAAAUCUUUAGCUCCAACAGAGUAGAUGAAAGAUGCACAGAGCAAAUAGUUGCUUUACUCUAAAUAGUUGGUGACAAACGAAGUCUUCAAUGAAACUCCUGGCAUUCCCAGCUUUUGUUAAUUUUAUAUUCAUCACAAUAAAAAAAUUUCUGUUAUCAAACUAA
This is a messenger RNA of Cheilinus undulatus (humphead wrasse), 2798 nucleotides long. It is a transcript of the gene fkbp8, whose product is annotated as FKBP prolyl isomerase 8. The record is from RefSeq and is a predicted model, not a curated record. The coding region runs from base 288 to 1499 and encodes 403 amino acids. Gene Ontology annotation, molecular function: peptidyl-prolyl cis-trans isomerase activity; protein binding. NCBI's taxonomy places the organism in Eukaryota, Metazoa, Chordata, Actinopteri, Labriformes, Labridae. The transcript is spliced from 9 exons.